GGGUCACUCGGCUGCCGGCUCCUAGGCGUCCGGCUCGCCGCCAUCUUGGAUCGGGGUUUCAUUGUUCGCGGUAGGCCGGGCCUUUUUUUGUGUAAUCGCUGCCAAAGAAGAAAGCGAAGUAGCCUCCGGUCAAGCGAGGAGGCCGGCUCUUCCGCAGCCAUAGCCCGCCUCAAGGAUUUGGGAGGUAGCGAAGGGCAGGGAGCUGGACCCUGAGGUGCCGCCGCGACCGCAGCAGCCAUGGAGGACGAGAUGCCCAAGACUCUAUACGUCGGUAACCUUUCUCGAGAUGUGACAGAAGCUCUCAUCCUCCAGCUCUUUAGCCAGAUUGGACCUUGUAAAAACUGCAAAAUGAUUAUGGAUACAGCAGGAAAUGACCCAUACUGUUUUGUGGAGUUCCAUGAGCACCGUCAUGCAGCUGCAGCCCUGGCUGCCAUGAAUGGGCGGAAGAUAAUGGGUAAGGAAGUGAAAGUGAAUUGGGCAACAACCCCUAGCAGUCAAAAGAAGGAUACGAGCAGUAGUACCGUUGUCAGCACACAGCGUUCACAAGGUAAUUGUAUCUUCUUAAACAUAAAAAUGAACUCUUGAAAGGGUAUUCACUAACCACCUCAAGUUUUUUAAUUUGAUAUUGGUUGGGGGGAGCGGGGCGGAAAUAUAUAGUAUUUUUAUUUGUUUCUGGCAAUAUUUUUUCCUUCUUCCCAUUGUUGACCAAGUGUGGCUUGUCCACGACUUUGUUGCUAGUUCAAGCUCUCUAUCCCCCUUGGUAGCAGCUGAUGCCUUAGAAAUACUUUCACCACCUAAAGGGCAAGAUCCCCUACUUCCCUGAGGUCACCUGGGCUUCAUACCCAGAUCUUCCAGUGCUCAAGUUGCUCCUGAAACAGUGUUUGCGGAAGAGCAACCCAGGGUGUUGCUUAAGGCCUGCAAAUAGGGGUAACUUCUCUUUCCAAAUCUACUUUGUCAAAGUUGAUGUCUGUGUUCAUUGUAAAGUGUUCCUCAGCAAGGUUGGCUUUCCAAAGCUUCACGUAUGGGAUGGUUAUUUUCUCUCCAAUGCUUUCUUAAUGGUGCCGAUAUAAAGUGAAGGGAUUACUGUUUUCCUUCUGUUGCCUUCAGUCUGAGUUCACUUGCACAUGGAUUCACAUAAACUGAAUGGUGUAAUGUCUGGGCAACCAAAACUGUUGGCUUUUGAGAAAACUGUCAAAUACUUUAACAUCAAACUGUUGCAAUGCAAGGUAUUUCUUUGAUUGUUCUUCACAAAAUAAUGGCUAAACCAAGUAUUUCAUGUAGCUAGCUUCAGUAAGUUGCCUUAAAUAAGGCAAAUCUAGUCUUCAUAACUCUCAGUACAACUAGUUAAUUGUAAUUUAUAAAGCCUAGAUGUAGUAAUAAAAUGAGUAACAUUAAAUAAUUACUGUUAGAAUAACUAAGUUUUACUUUUUUUUUUUACAGAACUGAAAGUUUUUAUGUUAGUAGUUUGUUUCCUAGACCCUUAUAAUUAUUGUAAUAACUGUAAAUAGACAGUGACUACCAGCUUCUGGUAGCUAUCAGUCCUUUUAGAAGACUACUGUGUUGUUAACUUUGAUUUGUUAUGUUUAAGAUUGAUAGGAUUUUAUAGCGAGGAUAGUAUUUUAUUUAUACCUAAUUAUAUAGUCUGUGCAUUAUUUUAAGAAUACUUUAUUGGGUCAGUUGUCGUAUUUAAGUUCUGAAGUUGUAUUUUUCUUUUCACUCCCCUCCUUCCUUUGUAAGAUCAUUUCCAUGUGUUUGUUGGUGACCUCAGUCCAGAAAUCACAACCGAAGACAUCAAAGCAGCGUUUGCACCAUUUGGAAGAAUUUCAGUGUCUCUGAAGAAUGGACAGAAUUGCCCUGGCUAACUACAAGCUACGGUUCACAGUGGAUAAAUGUUGGCGUGCUUUUUUACUUUCUGACUUUUUAAAACUUUGUUUCAUAUCUUGUAGUUUCCAAUCAAUCUUAAUAUAAAUGCUGUUAAGAAAUUCAGUAUAAAAUCUUAGUUUAAAAGUAAAAUGUGUUUGUGUAUCCUUCGAUGAUUUAGCAUUUCUAAAAAUGUCAAGUUCUCAAAAUUUACCCUAGCCCAGAAUGUGGGUGUAUAUUCAUCUGAGAAAAUGAAGUAAUUAGCCUAGGGAAUAUAUACAGCUUUUUAAUCCUUUAGUUUUCAAUUUUGUAUUUUAAUUUUUUUAAAUGACUAUGUAACAUAUGGUGCCAAUUAGUAAAUAAAUUGCAUGGUUAAAGAAAGCCAAAGUAGCUAAGAACUUUGUAAUUGCUAAGUGCUUCAUAGGAACAUCUGCUUUCACCAUGCUUAAUAUUGAGAUGUUCAUAAAACAUUUUGAAAUGGAAAACUCUCUUUAUACUAUAGAUUUAUAUUUAAGACAUUGAUUUGCAUGUCUAUAAAAUUAACCCUCAUUAGCCAAUAAAUACGUUUAUUAGAAUAAAAGGUGAACUUUUAUUAACGGUUUACUGUUAGUGAAGGUGAAAUGUAAAAGUGAAUUGUAUUUGGCUCUCAUUUUAUGCCUAGAGGAUGGUUUACAAAACUCAAUUUCUGGUGGCUUCUGUUUCAGAGAUGCCCGUGUGGUAAAAGACAUGGCUACCGGGAAGUCUAAGGGAUAUGGCUUUGUCUCCUUUUUCAACAAAUGGGAUGCAGAAAAUGCCAUUCAGCAGAUGGGUGGCCAGUGGCUUGGUGGAAGACAAAUCAGAACUAACUGGGCAACCCGAAAGCCUCCAGCUCCAAAGAGUACAUAUGAGUCGAACACCAAACAGCUGUCAUAUGAUGAGGUUGUGAGUCAGUCUAGUCCCAACAACUGCACUGUGUACUGUGGAGGGGUGACGUCAGGACUGACAGAACAACUAAUGCGUCAGACUUUUUCUCCAUUUGGACAAAUAAUGGAAAUUCGAGUCUUCCCAGAUAAAGGAUACUCAUUUGUUCGGUUCAGUUCCCAUGAAAGUGCAGCACAUGCGAUUGUUUCUGUUAAUGGUACUACCAUUGAAGGGCAUGUGGUGAAAUGUUAUUGGGGCAAAGAGACUCUUGAUAUGAUAAACCCUGUGCAACAGCAAAAUCAAAUUGGAUAUCCACCAACAUAUGGCCAGUGGGGCCAGUGGUAUGGAAAUGCACAACAGAUUGGCCAGUAUGUGCCUAACGGUUGGCAAGUACCUGCCUAUGGAGUGUAUGGCCAGCCAUGGAGCCAGCAGGGGUUCAAUCAGACCCAGUCUUCUGCACCGUGGAUGGGACCCAAUUACAGUGUGCCACCACCUCAAGGGCAGAAUGGCAGCAUGUUGCCUAGUCAGCCUGCUGGGUAUCGAGUGGCCGGGUAUGAAACCCAGUGAAAACAGACUACAGAACGGAAGCCAGUGGCUUGAAGCCACAGGGAGGGUAGGAAAACUGUUGUUUACGUAAAGAUUUAUCAAAUCAGUCAGUACAAAUGCCAGAUACAAUGUAUUUAUUUAAAAGAUUCAUUUUUUUAAUCAUGAAAUUACUUUUCAUCCACAUUGUUUUAAAAAGGAACACGAUGGUGGAUGUUUGCCAAUUUUUGCCUUCAUUAUCUUUUUUGAUAAAGUUUCUCAGAUCCUUGUUUCAAAGACAAAUGCAGGGAUUACUGCCACUUUUUUAAAAAUAAGAGGCAGAAAAUUGCACAAUGUUGAACUUUUCUCCACUAAAAUCGUGUGCAGUUUUAGUUUGCAUUCCUGAUAGGAUUUAAAACAUGUAAUAUAGAUGUAAAAAAAAAAAAAAAAAGCCAAACUUGUGCAAAGUCUAGAAGUUCUCUAUGACUUUCAGUAUGCACACAGUUGUCUUAGGUUUAAAGAGUAAUAGACGUUUCGUGAACUAUACCAUCUCCACUAUUAUCCCUUUGGAAUUUUUAAAUGUAAAUUAUUAGUUUAUAUCAUUUUAUAUCCACAUUUUUUCACAAAUUUGUCCUGCCUUAUGAAAUAUCUGUAAAAUAUUCUUAAAUGAAAAAAAAUGAUGUUCACUUAGAUUGAAAACUUUUCUCAGAUGGACCGAUAAUUGCAUUCAUCUUGUUUUUAUAAGAGAAGGUGCCUCAAGGAUUCCCUGUUGGAUUUGUUUAAAAGGACUUUUUAUCUUCUGUGAUAACCUUUGCCAUGUACCAGGAACUAGGAAAACAAGAAACUUGUUCUAAAGAGAUCUGCAAUGUGAUAAGUCCUCGCCGCAUCAGUCUCGUGCGUCAGCAUUUAUGUUUACACGCAUUGUUGUCUAAGAUACUUCAGCAAGUCAUGUUGUGCAGUUAGCAAACUUUGUAUGUCAUUUCCUCCUACAGGUGUCAUGAAGAGUUGACGUAAGACAGAUUUUACAUUUGCAUGUGAAUAUCACAUACAUACUUUGGUAGUCUUUGAUACAAACUCAUCUGCUCUUCUUUUUCAAGCAUUUUGAGACACAAAGUUGUAUGUAAAGGAAUAUAUUAAUUAGAUUUUUUUUAGUUAGAUUUACUUUAAAAAGUAAAUCCACUUUAAUGUGUACAAAUGAUAGCUGUGAAACUGUAGAGUUUUUCUCUGUCAGGCUUGGGAUUCACUAAGAACUCCAAAACUAGCCUGAAGGACCAGCCGGGCAAAACAUUUUUUAAAUAUUCAGAGGCCAAAAUAUGAGCAAACAAAUAAAAAAACUCUUAAAAGUCCUACCUCCUUAAACAGCCUUCAAGGCAAAGCCCCUGCGCACAGGCAUGGCUUUGGUCUUGGUCCCUGGUCUCUUGGAGCCCCCAUAGUACUAUUGAGGUUUACUCUUCACUGGCGUUGUUCUAGCCUUGGGGUUCCUAAUAUAUUUCAGAGUCUCUUGGUUUGGUGUGGUUUUAGUGAUGACCACACCUUCUCCUCACAGUAGAGAGGAAGGAGCCCUGUGCACUGUGGGUUUGAGGCCUGCAGAGAGCUCCCAGCAUUUUACUUGGGCCUAUGGAAUUGGAAGCAUUUCCUGGCCUGUAUCUUUCAGGUAGGAGCACACAACUCUAACCUGUUUUCUAAGCCAGUCCCCUUGUACAACAGAGCCCAGGAAGACAGUCUCAAAUGUGUGCUUCUCUGGAGCUCAAUUCUAUGCAGUUGUGCUAAUGUUUCAUUAAGUCACUGUGUAUUUUUAAGUACUAAAACAUUGAAAUUUGCUUUAUGGAAGAUGAAUAAAUUUUUUAAAUACUUGGAAUUUUAUUUCUUUGUAAACUUCUACAGAUCAGGACAGACAAUAAAAGCAGCUUAAAUAAAAUACUAAAAACAAAAAGACAAAACCCACACACCAGGAUGCUAUCUUUAAGUUUUUCUGGAUUUGUCUCUAUUUUAGCAUCCUUAGUAUAUGUCUUUGUUUAAGAAUUUUACUUCCUUUGUAACUUUAGGCUGCAGGAUCUUUUGGGCACAAGUAAUUUAUUGUGUGCAAAAGUGUAGUUUCUCUCUUCUUUUGACUCUUUCAAGUACUAAGGACUUUUAUUAGUAGCAUAUUCUUAUUGCACAGAUCUUAAAAUUCAUGUUGAUUUGCUGUUAAGAAGGUGGUGGUGCUGUGUUCCUGAUGAAAGACUGACAUAUCAGGAACAUAGCUGUUGUUAGUUUAAAUAAAUCAUUUAAGUCAUUUCUCAACCUAAAAAACUUCAUCCUGGUAUAAGUAUCAGGUAAGGAAAUGAAGGUUUUUAAAGUGAACUUCCUUGCAAUAUGCAUUCAGGUUUUAUUCUCUGGUACUGUAAAGAACCUGAGUGACUCUCAGUGGGUCAUGGAGCCAGUAUUCUUUAUCCUGACUGUUUGGAUAUUAAAAUUCCUUUAUGUUUUAUAUGA
Molecule: messenger RNA, 5757 nt
Organism: Mus musculus (house mouse)
Lineage: Eukaryota; Metazoa; Chordata; Mammalia; Rodentia; Muridae
Gene: Tia1
Product: cytotoxic granule-associated RNA binding protein 1
Exons: 12
Coding region: 2587-3327 (246 amino acids)
Biological process (GO): protein localization to cytoplasmic stress granule; positive regulation of epithelial cell apoptotic process; cytoplasmic stress granule assembly
Cellular component (GO): nucleus; nuclear stress granule; nucleoplasm
Molecular function (GO): mRNA 3'-UTR AU-rich region binding; RNA binding; nucleic acid binding
Source: RefSeq, a predicted model, not a curated record